AGGCAGGCUGAGUUGUGGCAGAUGAAGUAGUUAUGGUUGUCUGCCCCACCCUUCUGUAGGAGGUUUCUUUCCCCGCUCUAAUACUGCAUAUAAUAUAAAAUCACAUAUGUUCAUAUGCUCCUCAGCUGCUGCAGCUUAUCCUCUGGUGCAUUAAUGUCAGCUGGCUGCUUUUGACUUUUAUCUCAGGGAUAUGAAUUUCUGUAGGCAACAAGCUCUCAAAUAGUUAAGCGCAGAUUGCUUAUGCUUUUCAGGAGCUUCUAACCUUAGGCUGUAUGAGUUCCAUCCCGCAGUCACACAGACAAUUCCAGGGAAAAAAUCUGUUCAAUAAUGGAAGGAGAAGAGGAGAGGAAGUCUCAGUUCUACAGGCACAGUUCUGUUACUUUCUGGUUCUGUUUCUUUCAAUAUACAGCUUAGACCAGCAGUUUCUGAGCCAGUCAUGAAGCGCAGUCCGGGACAAGAGAAUUCUCAUGAAAUCUUUCUGUACUGCUCCCCCCCCCCCCCUUGAUUAAUGCCCUCUUUUCUGCUCUGACUUCUGCUUCCUCCCUGGCAAUAAUGGGCAGGUGCCCACCUAGAUGGCUUUUUGCUCUUCCUGGCUCUCAAGCUCCUUGCAUCAAGCUGGCACAUCAGAAGACUCUCAGCUUACCACAAUAUUUGUUUGCUCUUUCUGCUGAAAAGCAUGGAAUUUGCCACUGGCAGGUGGAUGCAGCAAGCCUCUCCAUCCUGGCCAGAAGGAGAAGAUGUAAGAGUAAUCAGUUAGGAAGUUCAGAGUUGGGCUUGAAAGUGCCUUGGUUCAGUCUGGGAGAAUCAGUUAAAAUCAUGGCAAGUUGCCCAAAUGACUAUUUGAAAGAAAUGCCCAUUGUUGACAAAUGUUGGCACAUUUUUUUCUUUACUUGGCCUCUACUUUGGAGGAGAAAUUCAGAAUCAUCAAGCAGUCCUUCUCUGGGUAUCAGUGCAUGUGCUGGUUUGUAAUGGAUUAAUUGAACUGUGAGUCAUUUGAAGAUUAAUCUACUUCUCUUUCUUCUUCACUCUGUUCUUUGUCUUGGUCUUAUGUAUUAGUUUAGACUUAAUGCCCUUGAAACUGGAGGUGCUUUUGGGCGGUUCAUCACAAUAAUAACCCUUCCUAAUCUUAUUGAUGGAUGGCUGGAUAGACUUCUGAAAACUAUAAGCUAUUAUGCAGGAUAAAAUUCUAUUAAAAUGAGGAAAGGACCAGCCUGGGUAGGUUUGUAUGUGCAUCAGAGAUCAGUGCAUGAGAGAAUUUUGUUGUAUGCAGACCCUGUGUUUAAAAUGAGUCUUGGUCAGCCUUCAUCACUAACUUUUUGCUGGGAUAACCACAUAUGGGGGAAGAAAAGUGACUCUAGCAUGGGGUCUUGCAGGAAGGUAGGAAGGGUGUAUAAAAGAUUGCUGCUAGAGAACAUAGAGAGAAUGCUUUGCUUCCUGUGCUUCCUGUUCUGUUGUGUAGUGUUGCUACACGCUGAUAACAAUCUCCUGCUUGCUUUACACUGCUUGUUUGUACGUAGAAUGCUCCUGAAUGGAACACCACCACCAUCCUCAUGUUUAUUUCAGUGCAUGGAAAACUGCAGGAAGGCUUAUUAGCAAAAAUUUUGUUAAAAGGGACUCUAACCUGAGGGAAGGCUCGUUUUAUUACAGGUUACCUGCAUUCUUUAGAUAGGAACAUGAACCGUGAGCUCUAUGUUUUUUAGAGCAACACUGACAGGAAGGUGAGGGUGUGAGAGAAAGCUCUCCUGAUGUCAAGCUGAAAUUCAGAACAUAGAGUGACAUCAGAAGAUGCUAGAAGUGAUUUGCAGAAAUAAUAGCACGCCAUCUUUUUUCACUGUAUUUCUUGACAGGGAAGCCCUAAAUCAUGAACUUUCUACAAUUUUCAAUGAGAUGUGGGAUAUGGAUGUUAACCGCCUUAUGCCUGGGAAAGACUACACAAUUGAUUUGCAGGGAAAAGCAGGUGAUGCAGAGCAAGGUGACAGCGCAGCCAGACGUCUGUUUCACAAUGUAAAUGAAAAACGACUGAAGAGCAUAAAAACUUUUGCAACCUUUAUUUCCUUAUUGGACAACUAUGAGACAUCAACUGGUGUAGCAGAAGUAGUGACUCCAGAAGAAAUAGCUGAAAACAAUCGUUUUCUUGAUGCUAUCUUAGCGACAAAAGUAAUGAAACUAGCUCAUGAAUAUCUGCUUAAAAGAAACCUAGCAAAGCCAAACGUUGACGAUUUCAAACAUCAGCUCUAUGACAUCUGGUUCCAGCUCUAUCCCAGGAAAGGAGGAGACAGCCCUGAUUCUUGUGGUUUUGAACAUGUUUUUGUUGGAGAAACAAGGCGUGGUAAACAGAUACUAGGUCUGCACAACUGGGUUCAAUUUUACCUUCAGGAAAAGCGCAACCAAAUUGAUUACAAGGGAUAUGUCACUCAGAAGAACAAAACCAGGCCUGACAAAGAUGACCAAGUUUUGAACAUCCAGUUCAGCUGGAAGGGCUCAGUCAAGCCAAUUGGAAGCACCUUUAUUGGUGUCAGCCCGGAGUUUGAAUUUGCCCUUUACACCAUCAUUUUCCUGCUGUCUGAAGGAAAAGUCACACGUGAAACAGUGACGAUAGAGGAAUACAAGCUACAGAUAGUUGUUUGCCGCCAUGGUCACCACAUUGGAACAGCAUAUCCAGUACUCCUCAACACCGGUAGUGAAGACUAGUACCUAGAGUGAUCAGGCAACUUUUUUGGGGGGUGAGGGGAAGGGAAAGGAAUAGGGAACAAAUAGCAGAGUAAGCUGAGGUGUUGCUUUAUACAACUGAUUUUGAGUAAAAAUUGAUGACUCAUUUGCUUUUGGUCUGCAAUGGAGUGUUUAAUCAACAGUGUGCCAUGGCUCAGUGUCUGACAAGUCUUGAGACAUAUUUCUGCUCAUACUGUUGCAUCAAACUUAC
Messenger RNA from Neopsephotus bourkii (Bourke's parrot), 2920 nucleotides. RefSeq names its product poly(U)-specific endoribonuclease-like. The transcript is spliced from 7 exons. Gene Ontology annotation, molecular function: RNA endonuclease activity. The record is from RefSeq and is a predicted model, not a curated record. NCBI's taxonomy places the organism in Eukaryota, Metazoa, Chordata, Aves, Psittaciformes, Psittacidae. The coding region runs from base 1786 to 2691 and encodes 301 amino acids.